Molecule: messenger RNA, 3655 nt
Organism: Rubroshorea leprosula
Lineage: Eukaryota; Viridiplantae; Streptophyta; Magnoliopsida; Malvales; Dipterocarpaceae
Source: the annotation of a GenBank genome assembly
AUCUCCUUCUACCAUCCACAGUCUCUCUCGUUUUCCCAUCCUCUUCCAUUGUUGCAGUUAUUUUCCAGAAAAUAUCUCCACUCGCGCUUCCAGCUUUGAGCGUUAAAGCAGAGAUAUGCUUCUUAAUUAAUCCCCAACUAUGGAUGGCUAAAUUAUUUUUACUCAAAUUUCAUUUUCCUAUAUGUUUUCUUUGGCUUGUUGCAAUCUUUUAAUGGAUAUAUCUCUUCGCAUAUUACUUCCAUGAUAUAUUACUUCUAUGAAAAAGUUGUUCCAUCCAAUGGAGUUCUUAUCUUUUGCUGGAGGUUUUCUUUUACCUGGUAUAUUUGACUGGCUACGUGAAAAGUUGAAUGAAUAUAUAAGUGAUCAGUUGAUUGGAUAUAUAAGUGAUCAGCUACAAAAUUCAGAGGAGGAAGUACGUGCCCAGAUGGAAAGCUGGAAGACUCUAUUGUCCAAAAUCACAGCUAUACUUCAACAUGCAGAAGAAAAUCAAGGCGCCAACAUGUUUGUGAAGUCAUAUCUUGAUGAUCUCAAGGACUUGGCUUAUGAUAUGGAGGACAUACUUGAAGAGUUUGUGAUUGAUGCCAGGAGUUGCAAAAAGACUACCGAGUCUUCUCUUCUUGAAGAUAUGGUGUUGGGUCGAGAUAGUUAUAAACAAGCUAUUCUUCAGAGGUUGCUAGAAGAUGGAGGUAGUCUCGAACAAGACUUUGUCAUUCCCAUUGUUGGAAUGGGUGGAAUAGGCAAGACAACUCUUGCUCGGCUCAUUUACAAUGAUGAAAAAUUGGAAGGCAAGUUUGACUUGAAGUCAUGGGUUUCUGUUGCCCAUGUAUUUGAUGUUCCAAAAAUAACAAGAACCAUUUUAGAACAGGUAACUAGUGGAAAGUGUGAUCUUGAUGAUUUUGAUUCACUUCAAACGAAAUUGAAAGAGGAGUUAUCUAGGCGCAAGUUUUUUCUUGUAUUGGAUGAUGUUUGGAAUAAGGAAUACGGCAAUUGGGAUAAAUUGAAGAGACCUUUCAUGUCAGGAGCACCUGGAAGUAAAAUAAUUGUCACAACUCGAAAUAAGGAUUUUGGGAUGAUGAUGAGAGGAGAUGUUGGAGUUUACAAUUUACAAUUGCUACAAGAUGAUGCUUGUUUGCCAUUAUUUACAUGGCAUGCACUGGGGAAAGAGAACCUUGAUGUGCACCUAGACCUACAAGAUGUUGGUGAGAAGCUUGUUGAGAGUGACAUAUGGAGUUUAUCAGAAGAUAGAAGUGGAAUUCUUCCUGCUUUGAGAUUGAGCUACAAUGAUCUUCCUUGUCACUUGAAGCGAUGCUUUGCUUAUUGUGCUUUGUUCCCUAAAGACUAUGAAUUUGACAAAAAGGAGUUGGUUUUGUUAUGGAUGGCUGAGGGCCUAUUACAACAACAGUCACGUGGAAAGAAGCAAAUGGAAGAGGAGAUCGGUCAUCAAUAUUUCCAAGAGUUGUUAUCAAGAUCACUCUUUCAACAAUCAAGCACAAAUAAAUCACACUUUGUGAUGCAUGACCUUAUAAAUGAUUUAGCUAUAGAUGUUGCUGGAGAAAUAUAUUGCAAUCUUGAACGUAGUAUGGACGCUUGGGAGGCCAACCUAGACAAGAUCCAUGGUUUGGAAGAAUUAGUCUUGGAGUGGACUGCUCUUGAUGAUGAAGAUGAAUCAGUCCUCGAAAUGCAAGUGCUCAUCAAUUGGUUAAAACCUCAUUCAAAUUUGAAAAGUCUCGAAAUUUCUUCUUAUGGUGGCCAAAGUUUCCCAAACUGGAUUUGUGAUCCAUCCUUGUUUUUGAAUUUAUCAUCCAUGGAGCUUAGGUAUUGUUCGAGAUGCACUUCGUUACCAUCACUUGGCCUACUACCUGUUCUCAAAAAAUUGAUUAUUGAAGGCAUGGAGGCAAUAGAAGCUGUAGGUCCUGAGUUUUAUGGGCGGCAUGACUCUUUUCGAUCACUGGAGGAACUGACAUUUCAAAACAUGUCAAAUUGGAAGGAAUGGACUUCUCUAACUGGAAGUGAAGGUGAAUUCCCUUGUCUUCGUAGGCUUGUGAUUUGUUGUUGUGCUAAGUUGUUAGGACUACCCAACAACCUUUCCUCACUUAAAGAGUUGGAGGUUUUACUCUGCGAAGCUAUGACUUGCUGGCCUACGAGUCUUCUAUCAUUGAAAGAGUUGUCUAUUGACUACUGCAACGGGGAGCUUUUGAAGAGCAUGGUUGAUCUCACUUCCCUCACUAACUUGGUAAUACAAAAUAUUGAAGGACCGACUUGCUUGCCUAUGAGUGUGAGUCUUCCAUCAUUGAAAGAGUUGUAUAUUGGACACUGCAAUGGGGUGCUUUUUAAGAGCAUGGUUGAUCUCACUUCCCUCACUGACUUGAGCAUAGAGAAUAUUGUAGAACCGACUUGCUUGCCUAUGAAUGUGAGUCUUCCAUCAUUGAAAGAGUUGUAUAUUGGACACUGCAAUGGGGUGCUUUUUAAGAGCUUGGUUGAUCUCACUUCCCUUACUAGCUUGAGUAUACAGGAUAUUGUAGAACUGACUUGCUUGCCUGAAAGUUUUACACAAUCCUUGACAGCACUUGAGACUUUGAAUAUUCAACGUUCCGAUGCAAUGACAAUGAAGGUGGAUGGAAGCAGUAGCAGCAACACUAGUAUGUUCAUGUCGAGACUAGAAAAGUUGGAAAUUCGGGGUUGUGAUUCUCUCAAGUCUUUUCCCGGAGGCAAAUUACCCAUCACGCUUAAAUUCUUGAACAUAGCAGACUGUAAAGGUCUUGAGUUUCUACCGGAUGCUGAUGGUGACAAUAAUAAUAGCAAUCUACAUUUGGAAAUAAGGAAUGUUCCAUGUUUGUAUUCUUCUGAGGGUUGUCAUCAGCUACCAGCGUUUCUCAAGAAAUUUACAGUUGAUAACGGUAGCGAGUGGUUGGAAUCAUUUCCAGAGAGGAUGUUGCAGCAGUACUGCCCUGGCAUCGAGUUCAUUUUAGAUGGGGGUUUGCCCCCAAACUUAACAGAGCUUCAAUUAUGGGGUUGUAAGAAUCUUAAGAGGGUGCCGAAUACAAUGUACCAGCUCACAUUGCUUCAGAGGCUAUCAAUCUCAGGUAGGGCUUUGACGAUAGGCCUCCAAAACCUUUUGUCUCUUCAAAAUUUGACAAUUGCGCAGAAAUUCCCUCUGGAUAUUGUGCUGCCUUCUUCUUUAACCUCUCUGAAGAUCUGGAAUGAAGAAAAUUUGGAAUCCAUACCUGGGGGGCUCUUCCAAAACCUAAGCUCCCUUAGUUACUUAUCAGUGAGGGACUGCCCGAAGCUACGAUCUUUGCCAAGGGAAGCCUUCCCUCCUUCGCUUGGGUACCUAUACAUCGGGAUGUGUCCGCAUCUAAAAAGACAGCGCUUUGAAGCGAAAGGAGACUACUGGACUCUCACCCACAACAUCCCCUACGUUGAGAUAAAUCAGAAUGAGGUAAUAAAAGCUAGUGUGAAUUGAAAUAGGCAUCACCAUUUUAUGCUUUUCAUAUGAGAAUUUAGAAAAAUCUUUAACAGAUAUGCAUUUCUUUGACUUCUGCUGCCUUUUCUUAUAUAUUUGGGUUGCUAGUGCUCUUGGUCUGGGAUCAUUACUCAAGCUACGAACCUUGUCAUCCCCAAUUGUUGAUAGGGUAAAUAAAGCCAAGCCACUCCU